AUAGGAAAUAAAACUAAUCAAAGAAAGAUAAAAUAACCCGACUUUGCAACCAAAAUGAAGUACCGGAAUUUGCUACCGCUGCGGCAGCGGCGACGAUGUUAGGAGGAGAAAGAGAUUAAAAGAUGUUGACUUUCAAGAUCCUAAAUUUAUCCUAUCGUAAAUUAACUUGAAAACAGCGAAUUCAUAACCAAAACAAUAAAGGAAGAAAAAGAAAAAUCCCAAAAUAUCUUUAGAUUGAACUGAAAGGUACCUGAAUUGAAAGAGUAGAGCUGAGGGUGAGAAGCUGGGAUGGUGGAUCUGGGUGAGGAACCCGAUCUGAGUUUGAGCUGGGUUCCUCCCGAGGAACCCAGAUCGGGUUCCUUCGGAGGAACCCAGCUCAGGUUCCUCGCCGAACCCAGAGCUGGGUUCCUCACGACGAGGAACCCAGCUCGGGAGUUGAUGGUUGGUCUUUCGGGGAGCUUUGCUGGUAGUGAAAUGAUUGAUGAACAUGUUCGCAAAUUGAUCAAAGGGCAUUCGAGGCUCCAUAUACUAUCAUUGCCAUUCUAUAUCCUUGCACGUGCUCCACUAGGUCUUGAGUUUCAUCGUACUCAAUUAGCUGCGGAGUUUUGAAGUUUGAUGGCACAGGUUCCCUGAUGAUGUCGUCUAUAAAGGCUUUUUCUACUGAAGCUGUGUGUGGUGGUUCUACAUACCUCUGCCUGCCUGCUUUUAUCUUUGCCAGAUGUUGUCGCAACACCUCAAUUUCUUUGUAAACACCGUCAUCAUGAAACUAUGUUUUUGUCUUUUAUGGACUUGCUGCCGUGAGUGUGGCUUCUUGAAUUUGUUGGCUAGCCUUCCUUUGGUUUCAAUGUGUAUGAGGUAUCAUGUUUUUACUCCAAAAAUUGUAUUG
Rubroshorea leprosula is the source of this 886-nucleotide messenger RNA. The record is from the annotation of a GenBank genome assembly. Lineage: Eukaryota; Viridiplantae; Streptophyta; Magnoliopsida; Malvales; Dipterocarpaceae.